AUGGAUUUCCUCUCCGAUCAAGUAAAGAAGAAGUUCUCCGACAAGAAACCGGGAAACUCAGAACCGGAGCCUAACCACAACAUAAACAAACCCGGUCACGGCGAUCCAACCCAUAAACCGGUUUCCAACGCCGAUCCAACAGCACAUAGGCCAGCUACGAACGCCGAGCUCAUGGCCAGCGCCAAGAUUGUAGCGGAGGCUGCUCAAGCCGCUGCUCGCAACGAGACAGACAAGCUCGACAAAGCUAAAGUCGCCGGAGCCACCGCUGAUAUCCUCGACGCCGCUUCUAGAUACGGUAAGCUCGAUGAAAAAAGCGGUGUCGGUCAGUACCUCGAAAAGGCUGAAAAUUAUCUCCACAAGUAUGAAUCUUCACACUCUCACUCCUCUGGUGGAGCCAGCCACGGUGGUGUCGGCGGUGGAGCCAGCCACGGAGGUGUCGGCGGUGGAGCCAGCCACGGAGGUGUCGGAGGUGGAGGCAGCCACGGUGGCGGAGCUGGAGAACCGGCGGGUAAGAAAGGGGAUGAGAAAUCGGGCCAUGGAUUUGGAGACUAUGCUAAGAUGGCUCAAGGUUUUAUGAAAUGA
Messenger RNA from Thlaspi arvense, 582 nucleotides. The record is from the annotation of a GenBank genome assembly. Lineage: Eukaryota; Viridiplantae; Streptophyta; Magnoliopsida; Brassicales; Brassicaceae.